Molecule: messenger RNA, 624 nt
Organism: Pisolithus orientalis
Lineage: Eukaryota; Fungi; Basidiomycota; Agaricomycetes; Boletales; Pisolithaceae
Product: HAD-like domain-containing protein
Exons: 5
Coding region: 1-624 (207 amino acids)
Cellular component (GO): plasma membrane
Molecular function (GO): phosphoprotein phosphatase activity
Source: RefSeq, a predicted model, not a curated record
AUGGAGGAGGACGAUGAGGACGCCCUUAUCAUGAACGGCGGUGCAGGCAUACCCGUCGGACCGGACGGCAACCCACGUCCAUUGUUACCCCCCAUUGCACCCCAGCACGUGGGACGCAAGUGUCUCGUGCUCGACUUGGAUGAAACCCUCGUCCACAGUAGCUUCAAGUCCAUACAACAUGCGGAUUACGUCGUGCCAGUGGAAAUUGAAUACCACUGGCAUAACGUGUACGUUAUCAAGCGUCCAGGCGUGGACAAUUUCCUGAAGAGGAUGGGUGAAAUCUACGAAGUUGUGGUUUUCACUGCAAGUUUAAGCAAAUACGCGGACCCAGUGUUGGACAAACUAGAUGUCCAUCGCGUCGUGUCUCAUAGAUUAUUCCGGGAGAGUUGCUACAACCACAAAGGGAAUUAUGUCAAGGAUCUUUCACAGCUCGGUCGCCCAAUCUCCGAUACCAUUAUCAUCGAUAAUUCCCCAGCGUCGUACAUUUUUCACCCGAACAAUGCGGUGCCUGUCUCCUCAUGGUUUAACGACCCUCAUGAUACGGAGCUUACGGAUCUAUGCCCGUUCCUUGCGGAUCUCGGCGAGGUCCCGGAUGUGCGUGGCGUGCUCGACGGCGGACUCUAG